This is a messenger RNA of Populus euphratica (Euphrates poplar), 2210 nucleotides long. Its product is annotated as primary amine oxidase-like. Gene Ontology annotation, molecular function: copper ion binding; primary methylamine oxidase activity; quinone binding. The record is from RefSeq and is a predicted model, not a curated record. Lineage: Eukaryota; Viridiplantae; Streptophyta; Magnoliopsida; Malpighiales; Salicaceae. Bases 1 to 2028 code for a protein of 675 amino acids. Gene Ontology annotation, biological process: amine metabolic process. The transcript has 5 exons.
AUGGCUUCAACAUUGAAAGUGGUGCUCUUGUUACUCUUCUCUAGCUUUACUAUCUCGCCUAUCUCUUGCUACAAGGGUGCGCAGCACCCACUAGACCCUCUAUCCCCAAAAGAAUUGACCCUUGUCCAAACCAUUGUCAAGAAAUCAUACAACCCUAGCUCAAACAACAGCAUAUCAUUCCAUUAUGUAGGGUUAGAUGAGCCAGAAAAACCAACUGUUCUGUCAUGGCUAUCGAAACCCAGCACCAAAACCCUUCCUCGCCGGGCACUAGUCUUUACUCGAGUAAAUGAGCAAACCCAUGAAAUUAUUGUAGACUUAUCCAAACGCAUCAUUGUAUAUGAUGAAGUUUACAAGGGACUUGGCUAUCCUUUACUUACAGCUGACGAGCAAAUAGCUGCAAUUCAGUUGCCAUUAAAAUACGGCCCCUUUAUCGAAUCAACUAAAAAGAGAGACCUUAACGUUUCAUAUGUUGUUUGUUCUACUUUUACAGUGGGGUGGUUUGGAGGAGUUGAGAGAACUAAAAGGGUGGUAAAGGUUCAAUGUUUUUAUAACAAGGGCACCGUUAAUUUGUACCUCAGACCAAUAGAGGGAAUACGAAUAGUUGUCGAUCUUGAUAAAAUGAAGAUUGUUGAAUACAGUGACGCGUUCAAGAUUCCGGUACCAAAAGCAGAGGGAACUGACUACAGAUUUUCCAAGCAGCAUCCGCCUUUUGGUCCCCGUAUCAACGGUGCAGCCAUCAUGCAAACGAAUGGACCUGGCUUCGAGAUUGAUGGCCAUACUAUCAGAUGGGUCAACUGGGUGUUUCAUCUAGCAUUUGAUGUCCGAGUUGGACCAAUUAUAUCUCUGGCAUCAAUUUACGAUCCAGAAAAGCACACCUAUCGCAGCGUGCUGUACCGAGGACACAUAUCUGAACUCUUUGUCCCCUACAUGGAUCCAACCGAGGAAUAUUACUACAAAACAUUUUUUGAUUGCGGAGAAUUCGGGUUCGGUCAAAAUGCGGCUUCAUUAGUGCCCCUGGCCGAUUGUCCAAAUAAUGCAGUAUUCAUGGACGGCUACUAUGCAGCACAUGACGGUUCAGCAGUGAAAGUAGCAAAUGCUUUUUGCAUAUUUGAAAGGCACGCUGGAGAUAUCAUGUGGCGACAUACCGAGUUGGGGAUUCCAAACCGAGUGAUCACUGAGGCUAGGCCUGAGGUAAGCCUAGUAGUGAGGAUGGUUGCCACGAUCGGUAACUAUGAUCAUAUAAUAGACUGGGAAUUCAAGCCAAGUGGUUCUAUCAAAGCUCAGGUUGGUUUAAGUGGAAUUCUUGAAGUGAAGUCAACAACAUUCACCAAUGUGGAUCAGAUAAAUGAAGAAGUUUACGGUACAUUGUUAGGAGACAAUACAAUCGGCUUAAACCAUGAUCAUUUCUUGACUUACCGCCUUGAUCUUGACAUUGAUGGUGUUGCCAAUUCUUUUGUUAAGCAAAAUUUGGUAACCAAACAUGUGAAGGAUAAUGUCUCACCAAGGAAGAGUUUUUGGACUGUUGUUAGUGAAACAGCCAAGACUGAAUCGGAGGCGAAAAUUCGCUUAGGGAUGACUCCAUCUGACCUGGUAAUUGUGAAUCCAAAUAAGAAAACUAAACCUGGAAACUAUCAUGGCUAUCGUUUGAUACCAGGGACAGCUACACACCCCCUUCUGCUAGAGGAUGACUAUCCACAAAUUCGUGGAGCCUUCUCUAAGUAUAAUGUGUGGGUCACCCCAUAUAACAAGUCUGAAAUAUGGGCAGGAGGAAAGUAUGUUGAUCAAAGCCAAGGACAAGACACUUUAGCUGUUUGGACCCUCAGGGAUAGAAAGAUUGAAAACGAGGACAUAGUAUUAUGGCAUGUCUUGGGGUAUCACCAUUCCCCUUGCCAAGAAGAUUUUCCUGUGAUGCCAACAUUGAGUGCUGGAUUCGAGCUCCGGCCGGCUAAUUUCUUUGAAAGCAAUCCUGUGCUCAAGGUUUUGCCUCCUAAGCCUGUACGUUGGCCUAACUGCACCGCCAAACCAUAGUCUAUUUUCUUUCAUGUUUCUCGAAAUGCCAAAUAAGUUUGUCUCUACUUUAAUGUUUGCAUGUUUUUGUAUUUUCUUUGCUAUGGGCAGUUCCGUAUCGAAAACAAGAAAGCUUGCAUGAGCUCUGCUCGAUGAACUAGAACGUUUCAAUGUUAUGUUAAAAAUCAUAUGGUUUCUAACAA